AUGAAGAAACUGGUCAUUGCAGCCGUCGUCGCAAUUGCCUCCCAGGCCUUCGCCGAGCCGCUGCCUUACAAGCCUGCCAAGGCCUUCCUCUCCGCGCGCGAGAUCUUUGGACUGGAUCGCCGCGACACUGAUGUUUACCAUCCGAAGCAGUCGAUCUGUGGAGUAGCCGCUACAUGCUCCGAAGCCUGUGGCACCUCAUUCGCACAAUGCGCAUCUACCGAUAACCAGAUGCACUGUUACGACUCUGGCGCGAACGAGGCAUGCUGUCCAGAUGGCACCGGCAACUCAUGCCAGGCAGGUUACUACUGCGCUGCCGACUCGGCCGGUCAAACCGUCUGCUGUCCCGAGGGUUCGGACCUGGCGACAUGCGCUUCCACGUAUUCAGUCGCAGGUGGCCUUCAUUUCGAGACCAAGACUCCGACCUCCACUGUCUCUAGCACCAGCUCUGCUAGCGCUAGCUCGUCAACAUCGUCUUCUUCCUUGACCAGCGCCCCAGCAUCGGCUACCGGCGGUGUCUUCUUCGAGACCGGAAACUCUACAUCAGCUUCUGCGGCGUCUGGUACUGGUGCUGGAGGCAGCGGCUCCGCGACCAAAACUACUGGCGCAGCCGGCUCCAGUGCCGCAUCCGCAACUGGUUCGACCACCAACGGCGCAGACACUGCCAGCCCUGCUGGUGUGCUGGCAUUGUUCGGUGCUGCCGCCCUCGCUGCGUUCCUGUAG
Messenger RNA from Diaporthe amygdali, 720 nucleotides. RefSeq lists its product as uncharacterized. The transcript has 2 exons. The record is from RefSeq and is a predicted model, not a curated record. Bases 1 to 720 code for a protein of 239 amino acids. NCBI's taxonomy places the organism in Eukaryota, Fungi, Ascomycota, Sordariomycetes, Diaporthales, Diaporthaceae.